Molecule: messenger RNA, 10245 nt
Organism: Tetrahymena thermophila SB210
Lineage: Eukaryota; Ciliophora; Oligohymenophorea; Hymenostomatida; Tetrahymenidae
Product: transmembrane protein, putative
Exons: 21
Biological process (GO): calcium ion transport
Source: RefSeq, a predicted model, not a curated record
AUGAAUUUAACUUUAGAUUAAGAUUUUAAUAAUCAAGACUAAUAUUUAAAAUACGGGGAUGUAAUAGCUUUAAGAAUUAGCGGGAGUUUCUUUUAUCUAGGUUAGAAUGGAAUGAGCAAGGUAGAGUUAGAGCUAAGAAAUUUUUAAAACAUAGGAAAUCAUAAAUCUUCAGAAUGUUUAUUCAAAAUUUAUCCUUAAUUAACCAACUAAGCAAUGCUUGAGUGCUUAAAAUACAAUAAGUACAAAGAUUAAUCCAAGUAGGAUGAGCUAUUAUUAAAUUUAAAUAAAGAAUUAGAGAGCAAUAAAAGAACUAUUGAUAUUUAUAAAGAUAACUACGUUUUAUAUAAUGAUACAUUUAUUUUGCAGCAUGUAGUCUCUAAAAAAUAUUUAUCUAUUAAACAAUCGCCAUUUGAUGUAAAUAUUUUUAAUUUAACAUUAGACGUUUAAAUAGAAGACUAAGUAGGAUUUUAAUUUCAGCAAUUCUACAAAAAUCGAAUAAAGAAAGAGGAUUUAAUAGCGUUUGGAGAUAAAGUAUGUAUUACAAUAAUUAAUUUAAAAGAUUAAUAUUUGCAGAGGCAUUGCUCAAUAAAAAAAUUUUGGAGCGAUAAAGAAAUAUUAUAAAAUACUAUUCCUUAUAUUGAUAUAUAAUUUUCAGAAGAUACAUCUAAAAUAAAUCCUUUUGAGAUAGUAAAAUAUUUUUCUUAGAGCUAGUAAGAAGGUGAAAAGAGUGUUUUAAAAGCUGGUAGCAUAUGCUCUAUUUCACAUAUAGAAACAGCUGGCUAAAUUUAUGAAAAGCAAAUAAUAGAAGAGAUAGAAGAAGAUGAUUAAAGAUUUAAUAAUUAAGUUGAGGAAGAAAGAAACGAAGAAGAAGAACAAGAAGUGCAAGUUACUUAAAGUAAAAGUAAUUUAGAUGAUAAUGUAAACAAUAAAAGAUAAAAAAAAAUCGAACAGAGAGUUAUAUUAUAAUAUUAUUUGACUGAUAAUGCUAAAAAUGAAGAAUCUUCCAAUUUAUGGAUAAUUGAAAAAAUAAAUCCUUUCGAAGGAGGAUGUAUUUUUUUUAAAGAUUUUAUCAGAUUUUAAAAUAUUAGGAGUGGCAAAUAUUUAAAAUUUUAGUCAGAUAAAAAGUAACCUACAUUUGAUUUUUCAAUUUUUAUGGAGCAAACUGUUAAACUUAAUAUGUCUGAAGAUGAUUUUAAUAGUGUUUUUAUACUUAUUGAUGAGAAAGGAAUUGAUAAAACUUAGUCCUGUUAACUCAGUUGCAAUUUUUCUUUUUGUAUUAUACAUGCAUUAACAGGCUAACAAAUAGGAAUGAAAUUUGAUUAAUCAAAUUGCUCUUAUAGAUUAAAUUUAUGUUAAAGCAGCUUAAAUGCUGAGAGUUUUAAAAUAAAUAUUUUAUCUGAGAAUGUAUGCUGGGAUGUAUUAUUUGUGGAAUCUUGCAGAUAAAUGCUUGAAAUGAAUAUUUAAAAGAUUGAAAAGAUUUUAAAUGUAGAUAUCCUACAAUUAAGCUAUUAAAAUCUAGAGUUGCUAAUUGAUACUAUACAUACAAUUGAUAGCUUAAUCAGAUUUGCAAAGUCUAAUGAUAUAUACCUUGAUGAUAUAUUUUUGUUUAAAUCUGAUUAAGAAAAUGAAGCUAGAUUAAAUAUAAUGAUUAUUAAAAAUGUUUAAUCGACUGUUAUCAAAUUAAUAAAAAAUAUUUUAAUCAACUAAAAAAAUUUUACUCGACUAAAAAUUUUUGCUCAAUCUUCAAGAGAUCCUAAUGAAUACCAAUAAGUCUAAUUGAAAAAAUUUGAAGAUAAUCAAUUUACUAAGUAAAAGAUGCAAAGUUAAAGUACAAGUUAAUAAAAUAUAUAAGGUUCGGCUACUAAGAUAGAGCAAAAGGAUAUUCUGACUUCAAACUAAAAUUUAUUUAUAAGCCUUAUGAUUAUAAUAAAUAAUUCAUAUGAGUUACUUGGUUUGCUUAUAAAAUCAGAUAGUUUUCCCUAGGAGAUAAUUAAAAAAACAAUUCUCGAAAUUAUUUUCAUGAUUGGAGUUGGAAAUUGUUGGAAAUGUUUGUCUUAUCUUAUAAGAAAAUACAAUUAUCUUGAUCACUUAAUUUAAGUCAAUGAUCUGACUCUUGAUCAAUUCAAAAAUAGAGAAAUUUUUAUUAAUUCAAACAUUCUAUAGAUCAUUACGAUGCAGUAUUUGAAAAAUUAUGAUGGAGAAGAGAAGUAUUGCUUUGACUUUAUAGAGUUUUUAAUUAGUAUUUGUAGAGAUAUGGAUGAAAAAAUCAAAAUCAAAAAUUAAAUUUUGAUCGGGAAACUUAUGUUUGAAGAGUUGUCUGAGAAGUAAUUUGAGUAGCUAUUUAUAUUGUUUAAAAUUAUGAGAAGAGAUUAUACAGUAGAAAAAUAAAUUUAAAUUUAAAUUGGAAUUUACAAAUGGGACUUCUUAAGAUUUAUAAGGUUAACUAACAAUUCAUCUAGAGGUAGAGAAAUGAAUCUCUUUCUUCAUACUGUAAAGCUACUCUCCCUGAUUACAGAAGACAGAAAUUAUUUUAAUAUUUAUAAAGUAAGAUAAUAUUUUCCUUACUACUUUCUCCUUUCAAUCAUUCGCAAUGAUGAUAUCAAUUUCUUGAUUAGAGGAUUCUUUUUAGAACUUUACUCCAAUCUUUACAUUAAUGUGGAUCCUUUUUAUAAGCUUUAAAAUCCUAAAACACUUGUUUUUUCAAAAGAGUUUUUAAAGAAUUAAUAAAAAGAAUUAAAAAAAAUGAUUUCAACAAAUAAAAUUGAAGAGAAAUAGAAAUAUGGAUUUUUUUAAAAAGCUAAGCUUAAGCAGGGCGAUUCUAUAAGCAUGUAAAAUAGAAAAAAUGAAGAAGAUAAUUAGAGUUAAUUUUCUAGACUUUCAAGUAUCUCUGUAAAAUCGUAGAGAUCUAAUAAUUUAAGCAAAACUAACAACAAAUAAUAAAAUAAAUAGAGCUAAUUUAAACCUCAAUCACCAAUAAAUACGGUUAAAAAUUAACCUGUUUAAGAAAAUUAAAAACAAAGAACACCUUAAAAAAUAACAAGAGUUUUAGAAACUAACCCAGAUGAGGUUUAAGAUAACGCUUAAUUAAUUAAUAAAAAAACACUUCCUAAUUAAGAAACACAAGUAUAAUUUGUAAAAAUUAAUUUAGACAAUCAAAAUCUAAAUUAGGAAAAUCAAGAAUAAAUUUUAUAAAGAAGUGGAGAGAUAGAACUAAUAGAUGAGGAAGAAAUUCAACAUGAAGAAAAUAUUCCAAAUUCAUAAAAAAUGUAAUAAGAGUCUUUUAUCAGAAGAAAAACAGAAAAUCCAAAGCAAUAUGAAAACUAAAAAACUCUUAAUGAACAUAGUUCAUCGAAAAAAAAUCGUUCUAAAACUUAACUCAGCAAAACUUAACUGAACAUAAUUGAAAAUAAUAUGAUUUUUGAAAAGAAAUUGGAGUAACACUAUUAAGAUUACUAUUACCCUGAGGAAGAAGAGCAAAAUGAAUAAGACUAAGUAAAUGCAGAUAGAUAAAAUAUAGCUUCAAGAAUGUUCAUUUAAAACUAGGAUUAUAACUAGAAUUAGAUAGAUUAAAAUCAAUUAACUUUAACUUCUUUUGAAGAAAAUAAGGUAAACAUAAAAUUUAUAGUAUCUAAAAAAUCUAUAAGGUUUAAUCAGGAAAAUUCAACUCAAAUUAAGACUUCUUAAAAUUAUGAAACUAAAAGAACUUAAAAGUUUUCUAGCUUGAAUAAAGCUCAAAGCGCAUUCACAUAAUAAAGUGAUAACUUUUAAAAAGAGUAAUAGCCUUCAAAAAAGAUUUAAAAGCUUGAGUAAAAAUAUCUAGAAAACGAAAGUGUAGAAUUAGAGAGCAGCAAAUCUUCUUAAAAUUAAACUGACGAUAUGAAAGAUCCUAAAUAAAAGAAUAAAAGAGUGAACAAUUUAUUUUUAAAAUAGCAAGUCUACGCAUAAGAAGUAAAUGAGGAAGAAGGAGAAGAGUAAGAAUCUUAUGAAUAUGAAGAAGAAGAAGGUGAAGAUGAAUAAGAAGAAGAGGAAGAAUAAAUAGACUAAUCAGAGUAGUUGGAUUUUGUUUAAUUUGAACUUGCAGGAUAAAAUGAAAGUAAAAAAGGUGAAGAUGCAGAACUAUGUGAAGAAUUGGAAUAUAGAAUCGAUGAUUGGAUUUAACAAAUUUAGUCUUAUCUUUUAGAGUUUUUAGAAGAGGUAGCAAUUCAAAAAGGAUAAGAAAACAUUAAUGAAAAAGUUAAAAAAACUGAAAAGCAAAAGAAGAAAGAAAUAUUUAAAGAACUAGACAGAAAUACGUUAUCAAAUAAAAUAAAAUCAGAAAUUAUAGACAUUUAUAUAAUUGUAGCUCAAAGGAAAUAAAAGUAAUCGUUUGAUUUUCUUAUAGCUUAGCUAAGUAAUAAAAUAGAAGAUAUGGUAAAAUUAGAUGAAAAUAUUAACUUUAUUUAUGGAAAGUAAAAAUUACUUAUGGAAGAUUUCCCAGAAUAUGAAAAUUUAAAUUUAGAAAUUGAUGAAGAUUAAAAUGAUUAAAAUGAAGAUGAGUUAAAAUAAAAUUUAGAAAAUAAGCAGAAAAAUUCAGAUUUAAAGAGAAGAGUUAGUUUGCACACUGAAUUAUCUACGAAUUAGCAAAACAAGGAUGGUCUUAAUAGAAAUAAAAAUGUCAGUUAAAAUUAAAAAGAAGAGGAGAAAUCUGAUAAAAUAUUUUAGCUCUAAAAGAAAAAGGGAGAUAUUGAGAAAAAUAAAUAAGUAAAUAUUCAAGUGAUAAAAAAAUUUGAUAAAAGUAUUUUAAAAUACUACAAUUUCAUGAAUGAUUAUGUUAACAAAGAGCUGAUAAAAUUUAUGGCUGAAUAGUAUAAUGUCAUUUAAAAAGAUUUAGGAGGUAAAUUUGAAAUAUAUAGUACUACAUUUAUCUCAAACAUUUUGGAGAUUAUGAAGUAUAACAAAGAAUAAAAUUUAAAUGAACGAUUGAUAUAUUUGAUAUUCGUAAUCACAAAUUAAAGAUAAGAGUUUUUAAAGAUGAUGUGUUAAGCUCAAAUAAUUUUUAGAAAUGAGGAGAUAGCUAAAUUUGAAGUAUUACAAGCACUUACUAAUGUUAUGAAGACAUUCUAAGAAAGAAGAUUUAUUUUUUAAAUUAGCGCAGAUGUUGCUGAAAUGUAAAAAUUACUUUAGCUGAUACAAGCAACUUUGCAAAAAGGUAUUGCACAGCUAAAAGAAGCUCACAAAAAAAUAGAAAUAACUUAAAAGGAAGAGGACUAUUUCUAUAAAAUCCAAAAAAUGCUAUUUUCACUUGAUUACCACGUGUUUGUGCUUGAGUUUUUGGAAGAUGCAUAUUUAUUUUUCUAUUAAAAAAUAUAAAUUGAUAGCAUAUAACCUAUAAUAUAGCAGGCUUUUGAGUUUUUAACAUUUUUUUGCCUUGAUAAUUUAGAGAAUAUUCAAGCAAUUAAAUAGUACUAUCCAAUAAUUUAAAUUUACCUUUCAUGUACAGAAGUAGGUUAGACUUAGUUUUUUGCAGAAAUCUUUCUGGAUGCUACUUACAAAAAAGAAAAUAUAGAAAAGGGUAUGCUAUAAGAUUAUUUAAACAGCUUGAGGGAAAAGAGUGAUUCGAUAUGCUAAAUAGAUCCAAGCAACUUAAUAAUUUUUAACAAUCUCUUCUUGAAAAAAGGAAUUUAUAGAGAAAAUAUUGCCAAUUAAAUUUUUAAGGAGAUAUUCUAAACUGAAAAUAUUUAUAAAUUUUUUGGAAUGAAGAAUUUUAUUUUGAGAGAUGAAGACGAUUAAGAAAUAAAUGAAGAUGAAGAACAAAAAUUGGAUCAAAAUUAAAUGAAAAUUCUAAAUUCUAUCAAACUAAAUAUUCAAUAAAUACAAAAAGAAAAUAGUAAAAAACUUAGCUUUGAAAUGGAUUGGAUACAGAAAGAUAGACUCCCUUACUUAUAUCAAGCUUAUGCUCUUAGAACGGCCAGAAUUAUCUAUUCAAAUGUUAGGACAAAGGACAAAUUUAAUGAUUAGAUGAAAUUGAUUUUUUCAACACAAUACCUGUUUAGCAUUCUUAGUUCAGAAGAUUUUUACAAUUAAUAAAAUGAAGAAAAUUUUUUGAAGUUAAUAUUAAAAAUAGAACUAAUGUAGACUAUUGAUAGUUUAUGGUUGAAGACAUAAAACUAUCCUUCAGACAUUAUCAGAAACUAGGCAAUUAUAAAAUUUUUAAGAGAAUAAAUUAAAUUUUUGGAAAAUUACAAAGAUGAAAAGAAUUCUGAAGUAGAAAAUUUUAUAUAGUAAGUAAGAAAUUCUUAGACUCUUUCAAAUUUACACUAAUGCUAUCUCCAGACCUACACAUUAAACUAUCUUAAGAAUAUUAUGCCAUUAAAUAAAAAGAGUAUUCUAGAAGAGCCUUAUGGAGUUCUGAGCUAUAUCUUUAAAUAUCUGGUACCAUUUAUGACAGAUCUUAACAUAGUCUUCUCAAAUCUAGCUUAAAGUUCAUGGUAUCCUGAACUUAACUAAAUGCAAUAAUUACUUAUUAAGGAAAACUUCAAAGAAGAAAUUACUGAAUUUUAAAAAAUAUUUGAAGUUGGAAGCUUUUUUACAGAGAAAGAAGCUUUUUUACAAAAUUUAGAUAAACAGGUACAGAAAGAUAAAGAUAAUGCUAUCAGUAUUAAAAAUGUAAGUUUGAUUAAAAAUAAAAGUAUUAUUGGAUAGAAUGUAAUUAAGAAUAACCCCUCUUCGCUUUAUUCUCAUAAUUUGAUAAAAACAGAGCAAUCUUUUUCCAAAAAUGAAUUAGUUGAUGUAAAAUCUAAUAUAAUUAACACCAGUUUCCUUAAAAACGCUGAGGAAAUUUAGAAUACUAGUGAACUAAAAAGUAUAAAUUAAAAUACUGAAAAAUAACAAACAUAAAAUAAUAAUGCUAUGGAGUCAAGGCUACAAAGUCUUGAGCAAGAAUCUAAAGCAAUAAAUGUUUAACUUUAAUAAAAUGGGUAACCAAUUUCUAUAAUAAGCCUAUUCAACUAAAAGAAAGAGAAUUAGCUAUCAAAUUUAAAUUCUUAAAAUGUGAGCUAAUAUAAUAAAAUUGGUGAUUAAAUUAAAUAAAUGUAUCUCCUAUCAAAUUACAUUUAUAAAUAAGAUAAAUAACAAAACUGGAAUGAAAGUAAAUAUCUUUCUGAUGAAGCAGAUUUCUGCACUUUAUCUAAGCAAUUCUACAAAACUGGAAGUUAAAAAUUAAUUGGAAAAAACAAUAUAUUGAUUGAAAUGGAGUUUAAUUCUUUAGAAAUUGGUAAAAAUUUACCCUACUUAAGAAAUUUAUUGUCUUUAAGAAGAAAAGAACAGAGCUCUUAAGCAUACAGAAAACUUUUUUAAAGCAUAUUAUUUAAUGAAAAUGUAAGAUAAAAUAUUGUUUUAAAUUAAAACGAUUAUCUCAUCAAAAUGAUACUCUUUGAGGUUAAUCAAAAAAAUAAGAAUCAAGUCAAUAUUGGAUAUUUUGAAAAACCUAUAGAUUUAUAAGUUUUUUAUGAGAGAAUAUUUGCUUAUUUAGAUCAUACACUUCUCUACCUUGACUUAAAUAAUUAGCAAUUGUAAACAUAUACUAUUCAAAAUAUAAUCAAUUUAGUCAUUGAGAUUAUUGAUAAACAACCUGAUGAAUCAAAAAGAGAAAUGCAAAACUUCAUUUAUUUCAAGUGUUUUUAAAAGAUUUUGAAAAAUUCUUUAACAAAAUAAACAACUCUUAGAAACUAAGAAAUAAUAUAAUCUCUAAUUAGGUUAAUCUGUAAAUUAUUAGAGGACAAAAAUAAAGAAGUAAGAAAUGACAUUUAUGAAAUUUUAAGCUCUAUUUCAGAAAUUGAAAAUUUCAUUAAUUUUAUCUAUUAAGUUGUUUAUUAGUAAAUGGUAGCUACAAAGUGCAUGCUUAACAAAAAGAAAAUGAUUUUUCAUCUGGUUAAUAACUACUCAAAUUAUUCAUUUAGAAUAGAUUAAACUUCUCUUUUUGAACAUAUUUGCAAACUUAUUUAACUUUUGAAUAUUGACUAAUUUUCUCCUUUCUAAAUUUUUUGGAGAAAGUAAAUGAAUUCCAAUAACAGCUAGGAUCUGAUGGUUUUGUAUAUUAAGCUAUUAGACCAAUUAAUUAAGUCAACAAUCCUUAACACUUCGACUUCAAAGCAAAUUAGCUACUCUAAAUACUUUAAUGACUAAAUAAUAUUGUCAAUUAAAGUUCUUUAAUCGAUGAUUUAAGGUAGAUUAGUUGAAAACAAGGACUAACUUAUGCAAUCUUCAUUUUUAGAAAAUAUGGCUUAGCUUUGGGAUUCUGAGAAAAAUCUUACAUAGGAAUAAAUUAUAGGUAAAAGGAAAUAAGAUAAAUAUUUAGAGUAUUUUUUGGGAUUUAUUGGUUUUGAUAAAAGGAAUGAACUAACAUAAAAUGCAUUCACAGAAUAAAAUUUAAAUUUGAUUAAAAAUUACAUGUUACAGAUGUUUGAACACUUAGUAGAAAGUGAUAUGAAUUAAUAGAGAAAGAAAUAGAUUGUGAGAAGAUUAACUUAUAAAAAUCUUUUUCAGUGCUUCAUAGAUUAAUUCUAGUAAUUUAAAACUUUGUAUUAAGGUGUUUAUUCUACUCAUUCUCAUUAAUUCCUAAAAUAUGGAUUCAAAAUAUUUUCUCUUCUACAAAAUCAUGAAGAAUCCAUUAGGAACUUGCAAUAAGCAUUGAUCAAUUAAGCCAAUUAGUUAAUAGGUGAUUAGAGUAUCAAAACACUAAUGAAAACAGAAAAAGAACUUUAACACGAAAAAGAAAUAUCAAUUUUUGCCGAAGCUUAUUCAUUUUUUGAAAAAAACACUGGUAAAAUUAUAAUAUUCAAUGAAGAAAUAAAUGAGCUUUAAGUCAUAUAUUAUCCUUAUACUCCUCACUGUAAUUCUAGUAACUCAAUCAUUGAGUCAGAAGUAAACUAGAAAAUUGACAGAUUUUCAUAUGAAACAAAAAUUAAAUCAUUCCUUGACUAAGCUGAAGAAUACAAUCAGAGAUUAAAUGUGCUUUAAUCACUCAAAGAUAAGGCUCUUAAAAGCAAAAUCUUCAAACUUCUUACUUUUAUUUUCAAUUAUUUUGAAAUAUUUAGAUCAAUUAAUUUCUUGCUAGGCAUUUCAAUAAAUAUCUAUCUCCUUCUUAAAUACUAAGAUGUUGAAGGGUCUGCUUUUUUCAGCAAAAUAAGAUAAGGAAGCAUAGACAAUUUCAUGAAAAUAACCAUCUUGAUUCUUUUUGGAUUCGAUUUAUUUAUGCUAAUUUUUCAAAUUCUUUAAAUACAUAGUUUCUAUUCAUGGAAAGUUAAUAACGAUAUUAAAAAUAAAAUAAUUUAAAAGAAAUAGUAGCAUAGCUUACAUUUCUAAUCAUCUAAAGGAUAGAAUUUAAAAUAAAUUAUAUAGCAGUAGCUUUAAUCAAAAACUUCAAACUCAAAUCAGAACAUAAAUUUAAAGUUGUCUAAAUCAGAAAUAAUUUUGAUUUACAUACAAAACUGGUUCUCGAGUAACACUAUCACUUAUGUAGUGCUUUAUACUCCAGUUUUGUUUUUAACUUUGUUUUUUAACGAUUUCUUUGCCUGCAUCCUUCUGCUAGAUAUCUUUUUCUAAUUUCCAGAUGCAUUAAAUAUUUUCAAGGUUGUUUGGAAUAUGAAAGUCAAAAUUAUUUCAACACUUAUUCUCUAUUUUAUUUUGAUAUAUACUUUUUCUCUGAUCUCCUUUUUAGUUACUCCACUAAAUGAUGCAUACAAUAAUAUGUGUGAAAAUUUUUUAUCAUGUUUUUCCAUAUUUUUAGACUCUACCCUUAGAAGCCUGGUAUCUUCUUCCCCUAUUUAUGAGCCAAUCUAUGAAAAGUAUAAUAAUAAUUAUGUUUUAACAUACGAAGAUAUUUACCUCUUUUUCUAUAUUUUUUGUGUUGUUUCGCUCAUAUGGACUUGGACAUUUACAGCUUACUUUAUUGAUGCAUUUACCUAACUAAGAAUAUAAAAUGAAAAUUUCACGAAUGAUACUUAAAAUAUAUGCUUAAUUUGCACAUUAGACAGAAAACAAAUUACACAAAUAUGCCCUAAGGGUUUUGAUUAUCAUAUAAAUAAUGUUCAUAAUUAAUGGGAUUACCUAAAGUAUAUAUCUAUACUACUUACAAAAAAUAAAGAAGAAUAUACAAGCACUGAAGCAUACAUUUUUGAAAAGUGGUAAAAGCGAAACACAAAUUGGAUUCCUAAUGGAUAACAAACAAUAGACUUUAUAUAGUAAUAAAAUAAAAUUAGUGAAUGA